AUGAGAUUUGAAACUCAACAAGUACAUGCUGGACAGGAUGUUGAUAGCGCUGUUAGAGCUAGAGCUCCACCAAUCUAUGCCUCAUCAUCUUUCGUAUUCACCGAUAGCGAGAAUGGGGCAAAUUUAUUCGGUUUAAAAGAAAACGGUUAUAUUUACUCCAGAAUUGGAAAUCCUACCAACACAACUUUUGAAAAUAGAAUUGCUGCAUUAGAAAAUGGUAAAAUGGGAAUUGCCACUAGUUCGGGUCAAGCUGCUCAAUUUUUAGCUAUUACCAGUUUAUGUCAUAGUGGUGAUAACUUCAUUACCAAUUCUUAUCUUUAUGGAGGAACUUAUAAUCAAUUCAAGGUCUACUUCAAGAAAUUAGGAAUUGAAGCUAGGUUCGUUACUGGUUCAAAUCAUGAUGAUAUCAUAUCAAAAAUUGACUCCAAGACCAAAGCCAUUUAUACUGAAUCAAUUGGAAAUCCGAAAUAUAUUGUUCCAGAUUUUGAAAAAUUAAGUAAAAUAGCUCACGACCAUGGUGUCCCAUUGGUAGUGGAUAAUACCUUUGGUGCUGGGGGUUAUUUGAUUAGACCUUUAGAUCAUGGUGCUGAUAUUGUAGUUCAUAGUGCUACCAAAUGGAUUGGUGGUCAUGGAACAACUAUUGGUGGAAUCGUUGUUGAUUCAGGUAAAUUUCCUUGGAAAGAUUAUCCUGAAAAAUUCCCCCAAUUCUCGGAACCUUCCGAAGGUUAUCAUGGUAUGAUUUUCAAUGAUGCCUUGGGCCCUGAUGCUUUUGGUGCUUAUUGUAAAGUUGAAGGUUUAAGAGACGGUGGUUCUGCAUUGAAUCCAUUUGGUGCUUUUUUGUUCUUACAAGGUUUAGAAACAUUAUCUUUAAGAGUUGAAAGACAAAGUGCCAAUGCUUUGGCUUUAGCAAAAUAUUUCGAAAAAUCCCCUCAUGUAGAAACUGUUAGUUAUUUGGGAUUAGAAAGUCAUGAAAGUCACGAAUUAAGUAAGAAAUAUUUGAAUAAUCCUGGUGUUUAUGGUGGUUGUCUUGCAAUUGAGGUCAAACCUUUCGAUAAACCAUCAGAAAAUAUAUUUAAAGAAGCUGCUCCACAAUUAGUUGAUAAUUUACAAUUAUUCAGUAAUUUAGCCAAUGUCGGUGAUUCCAAAUCAUUGGUUAUUGCUCCUUAUUAUACCACCCAUCAACAAUUAACUGAGCAAGAGAAAAUAGACUCAGGUGUUACCAAAGGAUUAAUCAGAUUAUCGAUUGGUACUGAACAUGUGGACGAUUUGAUCGAAGAUUUCGAACAAGCUUUCAAGAAAGUUUAUAAUUAA
Yamadazyma jaroonii is the source of this 1311-nucleotide messenger RNA. The record is from the annotation of a GenBank genome assembly. NCBI's taxonomy places the organism in Eukaryota, Fungi, Ascomycota, Pichiomycetes, Serinales, Debaryomycetaceae.